AUGGCUGUCAACGGCCUCAAUGGCGUCAACGGUACGCGCUCGAAGCACGACAUAUCAACCCUCAAAGUCAACCAGUCUCGGCUGAUGGACGCCAUUCAUGGUGGCUGCAAGUACGGCGCGGCUCAUCGAUAUGGAGACCAUCCCACCGAGACAGGUAUGGCAAGGCUUAGUCUCAACGAUGCGGACAAGCAGAUCCGGGAUUGGUUCCUUGCCACGGCAAAGUCUUUGAACUGCAAAACCAGCAUCGACCAGAUGGGCAAUCUCUUUGCCAUUAGACCCGGUAAGAAUGCAGCAGCGCCUCCGAUCAUGAUGGGCUCUCAUCUGGAUACACAACCUACGGGUGGCCGAUACGAUGGCAUCCUUGGAGUCAACGCGGGCCUCGAAGUACUCAAGGUGCUGCAUGAGAACAAUGUGGAGACCGAGGGAAGCAUCGGGGUGGUCAACUGGACUAACGAAGAAGGGGCGCGGUUUCCAAUGAUGGCGGUGGCCUCGGGUGUCUGGGCUGAAGUGGUUCCUCUGGAGACCGCAUGGAACCUGGCUGAGGUCUCGCCGGGCGAAGAUGGCCACAAGCGAACCAUGAAGCAGGAGCUCGAAAGGAUCGGCUAUCUAGGCUCCCAGCCAGCCUCUUAUCGGGCCAUGCCCAUGGCUUGUCAUUUCGAACUUCACAUUGAACAAGGCCCUAGCCUUGAAACAGAGCGGAAGAGAAUUGGCGUUGUGAAAGGCGUCCAAGCUUUCAAGUGGUUUGAGAUCACGGUCAAAGGCCGUGACACUCAUGCUGGCACCACCCCGUUCUAUGCUCGGAUGGACUCGAUGCUUUGUGCCGCAAAGCUGAUAGUCGAGUCCAAUGCCAUCGUGAAAAAGUUCGGUGGUCUGGCGACGACGGGAAUAUUAAAUGCGGAUCCAGGCUCGAUAAACACCAUGGCUCAUACAGUCACUUUCACGCUCGACAUUCGACACGUCGAGGAUGACAAGCUCUCCGAGAUUGAGAAGGCGUGUCGGGAAGCGUUCUCGAGAAUCUCGGAGAAAGAAAGCGAAAAGGGCUGCAAGAUAGAGUGGAAAGAGCUGGUCGAUAGCCCCGCGGUGAAAUUCCAUCCCGACUGUAUCGCCGCAGUCGAGGCCAGCACGAAGGAAGUCUGUCAGGAUUUGCCCAUGACAUCGGAAGAUGGCCAGUUGUGGAGAUAUAUGAUCAGUGGUGCUGGCCAUGACAGUUGCUACACAAACCGUCGUUGCCCGACAAGCAUGAUUUUCACUCCUACCAAAGAUGGAAUCAGUCAUAACCCUCAGGAGUAUUGUAGCCCCGAAGAUUGCGCGAUUGGUGCCCAGGUGCUGCUCGGUGCUGUGUUGCGAUACGACAAACUGCGGGCCGAUCGAGGUGACUUCUCAUGA
Molecule: messenger RNA, 1386 nt
Organism: Capronia coronata CBS 617.96
Lineage: Eukaryota; Fungi; Ascomycota; Eurotiomycetes; Chaetothyriales; Herpotrichiellaceae
Exons: 4
Coding region: 1-1386 (461 amino acids)
Molecular function (GO): hydrolase activity, acting on carbon-nitrogen (but not peptide) bonds, in linear amidines
Source: RefSeq, a predicted model, not a curated record